Bombus impatiens (common eastern bumble bee) is the source of this 2783-nucleotide messenger RNA. RefSeq names its product neurexin-1-beta. Lineage: Eukaryota; Metazoa; Arthropoda; Insecta; Hymenoptera; Apidae. The transcript is spliced from 6 exons. The coding region runs from base 250 to 1131 and encodes 293 amino acids. The record is from RefSeq and is a predicted model, not a curated record.
UUACUGUUGCUCGCAGGUCGCCAAUUGACGGUGUUCAAUAGUCAAUCGACUAUUCAAGUUGGUGGUCGAUGGAAUCGCAACAAAGGCAGAGUAGAGAGGUCGUUCUUGGGCAUAAUCGCCGGUCUGGUCGUAAAUGGCGCUCGAAUUUUGGAACUCGCUGCGGCGAAGGAUGGAAGAAUUAUCACCAGAGGAGAUGUUCAGUUAUUACCUCCAGGAAGUCUGCUGGACCGUGCUGCUCCGUUGCAGAGGAUGCAACAGACGCCGGCGUCCGGUUUCCCAGGCGUCAUGGACGACCUCAUAUUUUCCGGUGCCGGAAGUGGUUGCGCCGCCGACGACGAAGACGAAGAAUGCACGCCAAUCUACGAGCCUGGUUCCGACGACAUAAUAACGCCCGUCUACGUCGCGCCAACGAGGUCGCCGACGACGUUCAGGCCGAAGCAUCACAAGGAGGACCUUCAGCGUCCGUCGUGCGACGACGAGGAGGACUGCGAGGAAGGCUCCGGGGAACCCGUCACCACCGAGGAGAUCUUCGUCACGUCCGCCACUGACUCGAGCUCGGUGGCGUACACGACGGGCCGCGAGUACACGACCAGCCACAUCAGCACGCAAACGUCUCCAGGCUCGCCGUCGACAUCGACCCGGGACAUCGUCACCGACUCCGUCCAGUACAAUGUGUCAACCACAGACCUCGAAACCAGCCACGUCAGUAGCGUUGUGACGCAGAGAUCGAGCACCGUGACGACCCAAACAACGACCACGGAGAUGACGGACCCACCUCCACCGCCUCCACCGCCCAUCUACCCUCCGAUGCCGACGCCGCCGAAGAACAACAACAACAACAAGAGGAUAACGUCCGAGGCGGCAGAGAACGCGGCGCUGAUAAUCGGCAUCAUAGCCGCCGCAUUGAUCGCCAUCGUGCUCAUCAUUCUCAUCAUCCUCAAGUUCAAGAAUCGUCCAGAGACCAGCUACAAAGUGGACGAGACGAAGACCUUCUGUCAGGACCCGAACGCUGCGCUGCUCGGCGCUGCUGGCUCCGGCCAGCCGUUCAACGGGCCCAUGAAGAACGGCGCAAAUGGCAGCAAAGCGAACAAGAAACGGGAACUGAUAGACAUCAAAGAGUGGUACGUGUAGAGACGGCCAGUCUUCGAGAUUCACGCGUCCGCGUGAGUGGCGCACGUGCUCUUGAAAACCUCGUGGCCAGGUGAACACGCGAGUCCAAGAACUUGACGAGGAACGUGUGACAGCCUCUUCUUAGGUCCUUCGUUGGUGCUAGGCGAACUAUUUAGCUAUUAGUUUUUCGACGCGUUUCUCCACGAACGAUAGAACGGGCUGUGUUCCUCGCGGAUAAACGCGGCGAACGAGAGAGGAGACUGCGCCCGAGACGAGUCGUCUCGAGCGAUCUUCGCAGACGUCGUGAUGCGAUCGUUGCUCCGCCGGCACACGACCAGCCAGCCAGCCGUCCGAUGACCGUGCGUCAUCGCGCUGGCAAGAUCUCCUCCGUGUCUCAGGCGCCGGUCAACUUUAGAUGAAUCAGCGUUAUAAGCAUAUCCAAUGUUAUAUCGAUGGAGGUCGAGCCUGGUCGACGCUGUGCGCGACGAUCCUGUCGGCGGAGGCUGCGCGCGUCCAGGAUGGAAGACAACGAGCGGUUCGAAGCUCGCGGCGCUGAUCGGCGUAACGACGGCACGAGACCGAUCGCGUCGAGCGGAAAGGCAGAGGAAGAGCAACAGACGGAUGAAGAAGAAACGCAGACGCGAAAGAGAGAAGAAGGGAAAGGGAUAGAGGCACGAAAGGUGCGUUGCGGAAGGAUGUAUCGAGUGGUUGUGCCGAUCGAAAACGUGUCCGAGCGGCGACGGACGCGGAGCAUGGCGUUGUUACUCUUCGUCAGAGCGACGCUCGGCUUUAGUUGCAGCACUUUGUCGACGUGGAGCACGCGACUCGAAGCGUCGAGUCCUCGAAAUACGAGCGCGCCACUUGCCCGAAAAAGGAAAAGAAAUUGAAAGGGAGAGACGAAUAUUCUCGCGCAGGCUCGUAAAAUCAAACUUCUUCCUCGUUGCUAGACACGUUGUUAGUUGUAUAUUCGUUGUACAUGGACAGGUUCGUCGCGCAUUAACGAUAGCAUUCAGAUGAUCCUCCUUUAGGCGAAGCGUUCGAGAGGAGAAACGAUCGUUCGAGGAGACGUAAAUUGCGCGCGCCACGUAUUUCGAGGAUCGGCAAAGACCAGCAGAGGGAGAGCAAAAUUCGCUUUCGUUCGGACGUUGCCAUAGUCCAUGAAGCGCGAGCGCAAAGCGACGAGAAAGUGUUGGAAUUAACGCGCAAGAACGAAAGUAUCAAUACGAACGAUCCUAUCUAGCGAUUAAUGAACUUAUUGUUGUAUAGAAGAAAGCAAAAAAAAAAUAUAUAUAUAUAUAUACAUACACGAUAUUUAUCGAUUAUGUUAUGCGUGUAAAUUGUUUAUUAAAUUAUAGAUUUUAUUAACACAACAAUGGAAGAGAGCGUGCGGAUACGUGUUACACGGUGUGCAUGAUGGAAACGGUAUGAAAGGGAUGAGAGAUAGUCCGCGUUGUUUUGUUUGAAUAUAAAGAAGCGACUCGAAGUAACGUCGGUGUAUUAGCCGUAAAUUUAACGCGUUCUUGCGGGACGCGGACACUGUAAGCUGUAAGUGAUCGCGCGCGGAAACGCUCGGAGGACACUGUCGAAAUAGUAAAUGACACGUAGCCAUGCGCAGAUCGAUGCUUAUACGUAUACACAGGGUGUGAACGCAGUAUUGCCAAAAAAAAAAAAGA